Messenger RNA from Malassezia vespertilionis, 1386 nucleotides. RefSeq names its product coproporphyrinogen oxidase (gene HEM13). Gene Ontology annotation, cellular component: mitochondrial intermembrane space; cytoplasm. NCBI's taxonomy places the organism in Eukaryota, Fungi, Basidiomycota, Malasseziomycetes, Malasseziales, Malasseziaceae. The transcript has a single exon. The record is from RefSeq and is a predicted model, not a curated record. Gene Ontology annotation, molecular function: coproporphyrinogen oxidase activity. The coding region runs from base 1 to 1386 and encodes 461 amino acids.
AUGGCAGGUGCCGCACGCGCUUCCUUGAACCGUGGCCUUGCCGUUGUGGGUUUAGGCGGUGCGGCAGCAGUGACAUUCAUGCUACAAAACGCGUACAACAGCAGCGCAGAUUGUACUGCUGAGAAUGCUCCGAAUUUGAAGACCACAUUGUCUUCCACGAUUAACAUCGAGGACCUUGACCCAGCUGCGGUGAGCGACACAAGCAAGCCCAUGUCGGAGCGCAUGACUACCUAUGUCCGGCUUGUGCAGAAGAAGCUGGUGGAAUCCAUCCAGGGCUUAGAGAACACGGGUAGCGCGAGCGGCUCUCCUGCGCAGUUUUUGGUCGAGUCUUGGAAACGCAAGGAAGGUGGUGAGGGUAUUUCUUGCGUCUUGCAGGAUGGGAUUAUCUUUGAGAAGGCGGGCGUCAAUGUGAGUGUCGUGUACGGAAACCUCCCUUCUGCUGCAAUUCGUCAAAUGUCUGCAGAUCACGACGGUAUUCUUCAGAAGUUGGGCUACAAUGUCGGUGGCGAUGACGCAGACGUGGACGCGCUGCCCUUUUUUGCGACUGGCGUUAGCACCGUGAUUCACCCGCUGAACCCCUACGCUCCAACUGGCCACAUGAAUUUGCGCUACUUUGAAAUCAGGCACCCAAGAACACUUAAAAACGGACAGGUCAAUCCCCGCUACACAAAAAACGAGCCCGCUGCAUGGUGGUUCGGCGGAGGCUGUGACCUCACUCCGAACUACCUUAUUCCUGAGGACGCGCGAUACUUCCACGAGCAGAUCAAAUCUUCGCUUGAGAUGCAGGACCCCGCUUUUUAUCCUGCAUGGAAAAAAUGGUGCGAUAAGUACUUCUGGAUCGUACAUCGCAAAGAGAGCCGUGGCGUCGGCGGCGUAUUCUUUGACGACCUCACCCUCCCGUCCUGGAGCAAAGGCAAGAAGAGUUUCAUUCCAUUGUACAAUGGGGAGAAGAGCGUUGAUACACAGCUUGUUGGCGCCAAGCAGCACGACGAGAACACGCUGUUUGAGGCCGUCCAAGCGGUUGGCAACACGUUUAUCCCCGCCUACCUUACCAUUGUGCAGCGCCGCAAAGACUUGUUGUUCAACCAUUUCAACAAGGACUGGCAGCGUCUUCGCCGGGGUCGUUACGCCGAGUUCAACUUGGUGUACGACCGCGGCACCAAGUUUGGACUCCAGACUCCUGGCGCGCGCAUGGAGAGUAUACUGAUGAGUCUUCCGCCCCAGGCUACGUGGAAAUACAUGGACGCCAUUUCUGGCACUGGACGUGAACAGUCUGAGGCUGCGACCAAAUUUAGCAUCGAGCAAGACCGCGCCUUUCCUCCCGAGGAAGUCGAGGCACGCCGCAAGAUGCAGGCCACAUUGGAAAACCCCCAGCAAUGGGUGUAA